AUGGAAACCCCUACAUCCAGCCGUAAACCAUGGAGGAAGAAUCUGUACGAAAACGCCGACUACGAGGACAACUAUACCGAUCCCUCCUUUCUGAAAGACAUGCAAACAAAUGUGAACCUGAAAACCUACACCCUCAUGGAAGCAUUCACUGGUGCAACUAGACUGAGCCAACAGAUCUCUGUCGUCACAGCUUUUCUGGUCAUUUUCCAGCAUCUGUACACGGAGCGAAUCGGUGCGAAUGCCAUAUUCUUCCAAUCUGCUGUCGGCACCAUACUUGGGUACUUUAUCUACGCGGGAAGGGAUGUACAGCUGACAAAAUUCGUCGAGGAUUCCAAAACAGCGGUUGCGGUAGUGAUGUUCGGAUUUAUCUGUUCCCCACUGUUGCACACACUCACGAACAGCAUUAGCACCGAUACGAUAUUUUCGAUGACAUUUUUCGUGCUGAUCCUGCAUCUCGUCUUCUUCGAUUAUGGUAUUUCGGCGGCUCUAGUUUCCAAAGCGAUAUCGCUCAACGCAGCUAUUUUCGGUUCCAUAUGCCUAGCCUCUCGGCUGUCUUCGUCGCUGCAUGCUUUCGUACUGCUGGAAGUUGCCGCAGUGUUCUUUGCACUGGGCCCAUUUCUCGUACGUAAACUGUACAGCAUUGAACUGCUCGUCAUUUCCAUUGCCGUGUGCAGCUAUUUCCUCUAUUCCAUAUCGCACAUUAUUCUGUACACGUACCUAAGUGCAUUGGCAUUUGUCAAUUUGUUCUGUCCAUGGCUUUUUGUUAGACUACAACGAUAUAAAAACAACAUCAACGGGCCAUGGGAUGAAGCAAUCGUCGCAGAAGAAUCUGCAUCCUGA
This is a messenger RNA of Anopheles nili, 840 nucleotides long. It is a transcript of the gene PIG-C, whose product is annotated as phosphatidylinositol N-acetylglucosaminyltransferase subunit C. The record is from RefSeq and is a predicted model, not a curated record. Bases 1 to 840 code for a protein of 279 amino acids. Lineage: Eukaryota; Metazoa; Arthropoda; Insecta; Diptera; Culicidae. Gene Ontology annotation, biological process: GPI anchor biosynthetic process. The transcript has a single exon. Gene Ontology annotation, cellular component: glycosylphosphatidylinositol-N-acetylglucosaminyltransferase (GPI-GnT) complex; membrane.